Messenger RNA from Saccharomyces mikatae IFO 1815, 1878 nucleotides. It is a transcript of the gene SKN7, whose product is annotated as kinase-regulated stress-responsive transcription factor SKN7. The transcript has a single exon. NCBI's taxonomy places the organism in Eukaryota, Fungi, Ascomycota, Saccharomycetes, Saccharomycetales, Saccharomycetaceae. Gene Ontology annotation, biological process: regulation of DNA-templated transcription; phosphorelay signal transduction system. The coding region runs from base 1 to 1878 and encodes 625 amino acids. The record is from RefSeq and is a predicted model, not a curated record. Gene Ontology annotation, molecular function: sequence-specific DNA binding; DNA-binding transcription factor activity; phosphorelay response regulator activity.
AUGAGCUUUUCCACUAUAAAUAGCAACGUUAACAAAACUGCUGGUGAUAAUAAUAAUAAUAAUACAACCGAGAAUAGUUCGACUACAGAUCUUUUAGGAAUGGAUCUGUUGCAGAACGGAUCUCGACUGAUGAGCACAAUACAGCCAAAUAAUUCUUCUGACAUGGUGCACAUGAACAAUAAGACUAAUGAUGCUCCACCAUCAGGAGCAAACGUCAAUAGCGGUAGUACCAAUCCAGGUUCAAAGGCACCCGCAAAUGAAUUUGUUAGGAAGCUUUUCCGGAUACUGGAAAACAACGAGUAUCCUGACAUCGUAACUUGGACUGAGAAUGGCAAAAGCUUUGUCGUUUUGGACACAGGAAAGUUCACUACGCAUAUAUUGCCCAAUCAUUUCAAGCAUUCAAAUUUUGCUUCCUUUGUGAGGCAAUUAAAUAAGUACGACUUCCACAAAGUUAAGAGGAGCCCUGAAGAAAGACAAAAAUGUAAGUAUGGAGAACAAAGUUGGGAAUUCCAGCAUCCAGAAUUUAGAGUCCACUACGGAAAAGGUCUAGAUAACAUCAAGAGGAAAAUUCCGGCACAAAGGAAAGUACUGUUGGACGAGUCGCAAAAGGCUCUUUUGCAUUUCAAUAGUGAAGGUGCCAAUCCAAACAACCUCUCAGGAUCCCUCUUGAAUGAAUCAACCACAGAACUUUUAUUAAGCAAUACGGUAAGUAAAGACGCCUUUGGAAAUUUAAGAAGGCGAGUAGACAAGCUGCAAAAGGAGCUGGAUAUGUCCAAAAUGGAGAGUUAUGCCACUAAGGUAGAGUUACAGAAAUUGAAUUCGAAAUAUAAUACAGUUAUUGAAAGCUUAAUAACAUUCAAAACAAUAAACGAAAAUUUGCUCAACAACUUCAAUACUUUAUGUUCCACUCUGGCAAAUAACGGUAUUGAAGUUCCAAUAUUUGGUGACAAUGGAAAUCAAAAUUCAGCUGGUAAUGCUAAUAAUCGAAUGAGUACCGCAGCCAUUCACAGUAAUAACAAUACCAACAAUGCGUCUCCAGCCGCAUCUACAGUGUCGUUACAACUUCCCAAUUUGCCUGAUGAGAAUAGUUUAACACCAAAUGCUCAAGGAACCACAGUCACACUACGAAAAGGUUUCCAUGUACUAUUGGUAGAAGAUGAUGCUGUGUCUAUACAACUAUGCUCAAAAUUCUUACGCAAAUAUGGCUGCACUGUUCAAGUUGUUACUGAUGGUCUUUCAGCUAUUUCAACGCUAGAAAAAUUCAGGUAUGAUUUGGUUUUAAUGGACAUUGUCAUGCCUAAUCUAGAUGGUGCUACAGCAACAUCUAUUGUCAGAAGUUUUGAUAACGAAACACCUAUCAUCGCUAUGACCGGUAACAUUAUGAAUCAAGAUUUGAUUACAUAUUUACAGCAUGGUAUGAACGAUAUAUUGGCCAAGCCAUUCACGAGGGAUGAUUUACAUUCGAUUUUAAUACGUUACCUGAAGGACCGUAUUCCUUUAUGUGAGCAGCAAUUACCACCUCGUAAUUCUUCACCCCAAACACAUUCUAACCCGAACACUGCCAAUUCGAAUCCUAACACAAUAAAUGAACAGUCAUUAGCUAUGUUACCACAAGAAAAUUCGUCAACUACAACUCCUGUUACUCCAGGUGCUUCUAUAUCAUCUGCGCAGCACGUUCAACAAGGUCAACAAGAACAGCAACACCAGCUUUUCCAUGCUCAACAGCACCAGCAACAACAUCAAAAUUCGGUUGCUAAUGCUAGACCAGACGUACCCAUCCCGAACUUAGAACAUGAAAUCAACACUGUGCCACAUUCAUCCAUGGGCUCUACCCCACAGUUACCACAACCUACACUACAAGAAAACCAACUAUCGUAA